Molecule: messenger RNA, 258 nt
Organism: Gregarina niphandrodes
Lineage: Eukaryota; Apicomplexa; Conoidasida; Eugregarinorida; Gregarinidae
Exons: 1
Coding region: 1-258 (85 amino acids)
Source: RefSeq, a predicted model, not a curated record
AUGAGGAACCGAGCCAACGGCAUCGACAUCAUGUCAGCAGAUUACGUGCACAUCCAGAACGAAGUGUUCCAAGCACUGGCAGUCAAAGUAGGGGCCGAGAUACUUACGCACAGGCGGAACCAACCGAUGGGAGCGUGGUUAGCCCAGGUGCGAGCGACCAUUUUCAGCGAAGAAGAAGGUGAGGCAACUGAUGGAGACGAAGAAGAAGAACACGAGGAAGCGGAUGUCGAGUCUACGAAAGGGGGGAUUGGAUUGUAG